Messenger RNA from Danaus chrysippus (African queen), 1674 nucleotides. NCBI's taxonomy places the organism in Eukaryota, Metazoa, Arthropoda, Insecta, Lepidoptera, Nymphalidae. The record is from the annotation of a GenBank genome assembly.
AUGGCUACUUGCUAUCAAAAACAUCCCUUCGAAAUAGAAACGGAAGACAGAUUAACUACGAUAAAUUCAAAAAUAUUCGAAAUCAAGAAGAAAAUACAACUAUCAGAGGGUCAAAGAAAAUCACACUAUGAAGAAAAUGAAGCAGAGAAAAAGCAAAACAGUGACUUCAUAGAAACAUUAAAGAAUGAAAUAAAACUUAGACUGAAGGAACUGGCUCAAGCUAGAGAGAUUGUCACAGAAGAAGAAGCCAUGGUGAAGAAAUACUUAAACGCGGUUUGUCCUAUUGGUAAUAAAACUGCAGAUCAGCUAAUACAUAAUUUCGAUUUGAAAGUAAUUGAACAAAGAAAGUUAUUAGAUUUAUUAAAAUACGAGAAAGGCAGCAAGAAGAAGAAGUUGAAAGAUCUAGAGGUGGAAUACGAAAAACUUUUAAUAGAAAGCACUAAAAGUGAUUUGGUCAAAUCAAAAAUCUCCACCAGAGCAAGAAAGAAUGUAUCCCAUCUUGAAAACGAGAUACACAAAGUUCUGAUACAAUGGACUGAAGCGGAAUUGGUAAAGAAGAAAUAUACUUCAAUCAGGCAGGCCCUAGUAGAAGAUUCAGUAAAAUUUGAAAGCUCGCUGUCUAAAAUUGAAGAGGUCUUGAAGAAACAGAAAGAAGAAAUAAAACAGUUAGAGUUGGUCCGUGAAGAAGCAGCUGAAAUGCGUUUUCGUGCGACCGCGGCUACGGCUGCAGAAGCGGCUCGAGCACACGACGCUGAACACGGUCGAGCCAAUGAACGAGCCUAUUUCGCACAGAGGUUUGAAGAAAGGAAAAGGGAACUUGAGAAAUUGGAGAAGAGGAUUUUCCCGCCGGCUGUUCGUUCUGUGCGACAAGAAUCAAGAGGAUCUACAGAAGGAGAAGUGCCUACAGAGGAACAAUCAGCUGCUAACCAGAUGGAAGAAAUAUUCCAGAGAUUGAUGAAGCUAACAGGAGUUACGGAACCUGAGGAAGUGUUCGAUAGAUUCAAGUCCCAGCGAGAAACACAGAAGCGUCUGAACUACCUUCAACAAACAACUGAAGAAGAGAAACUUCUCCUGGAGGAAACACAGACAACACUCAUCUCUGAGCUUGAAGGAUACAAGUUUGCGUCCGUUAAGGAUAAGGAUGAGGGUCAAGAAGAAAUAAUGGAGUUAAAAAAACAAAUAGAAGAGGAAGAAAAACACUAUGCUGAAUUACAAAAAAAAUAUGACGACUUGGAAGGCUUUCUGUUGGAAAUCAAGAGAUUGUUAUAUGACCUGUGCAAAAUGUUGGAUAUUGUUGGAGAACCAGCUAUGCCAGAGUGGACAGCAGAGGCUCGAGAUAUUUCAGAAACUCUAAAUGUUUUAAGCGCGAGAUACUCUAUAGCCGCUACUAGGACGGCUGCCUUGCAGAAGAGAGAUCAACCCGUUGCUUCUAAUACUCCGAGUGGCCCACAGUCACUAGCUGGUGUAAGGUCACGAAGUCCCAGUACACCGAAAGACUCUGAGAAGGUUCUGCCGACGUACAAGGAAUUGGUGACCAGAGAACCUGUCAAACCCCCACCGUCUGAUGAAGAGGAGGACAUACCAUCGCGGUUCUACUUGAAACGCCAAGCCCAACUCAUUGUAGAUACAAAAUGCAGGAGGAAAGGAUUCCGUACACCUUAUCCAAGGAAAUAA